CGCGCUGAACGGACCCAUCGUUCGCUCUUCUGGGGUCUGAAACAUCAGCGAGUUCAAACAGACACGCUCGAUCGGGAUUUCCUUUAUUGGAAACAGUUUCGCCCGUGCAAACGAUAUUCGUUCCCUCCGUAAAGUUUUAAUUCGAGCUUCCAAAGAGACUGAAUUCGGUGCGGAAAACCGGUAACCCGGUGACUUCUCGAUCGGAAAAUAGGCCCUCCUCGUGGCUGCUCGGGGAAUUCGUCUGCGAAGGAAGCACGUUGCCCUCCGACGGUGGCUCUUCCUGUUUGUUGGACGUUGGAUAAACGAAGAAGAAUCAUGCAUCGGUGACACAACUGCAUUCAAAAUAUGUUUGCUGGUUGGUGCCAUUCUUAAUAUUUAACUGCGAGUUUUCACUGUUACUACUUACGAAACUCUUGCGCACGACUGAAAGUUCUCAACGGCGCCAAGAUGAUGCUGAUCAAGAGUUUCUUCCGGAGGAUCAUCAAGGACUUCCGGCACAAGGAGCUGCUACCCCUUAAAAUGAUAUUCUUCGUUCAGGCAUCGACGCUCUAUGUACUUUAUCCAUACUUGACGAUCCAUAUGCGGGAACUGGGCAUAAACGUGGAGGAAACUGCCAUAAUGAGCGCCAUAACACCGGUGAUCGCAAUGGUGAUGCCACCCUUGGCCGGAAUGUUCGCCGAUCGCGUGGGAAACUUCAAAAUUUUACUAUCCCUGUUCUCGUCCUUUGGCGGAGUCGCGGCGCUUUUAUUGCUGCUCGUUCCAAUAGGCAGGAUAACCGUGGAAUUUCCGGACAGAGUCGUUAUGGAUCUCGGCUGUACAGGGAAUAACGGGCUGCUUUACACGAUGAGCCAGAACCAUCCUUGCGAGACGAAGCUGCAAACGGAGAUCUCCACGAGGCUCGAGAGUUGCGGUUACACGUGUCGUAUGGACGUUUAUAACGACACGGAUACGAAGUCUAUUGUGUCGUCCAGAAUGUACACGAUCAAACGCCACAAUUUGGAAACUGGCGCCAAUUCCACGAUCGUGUUCUCGAACGCUCAAACCGACAUGCCGCUGGACAAAGACGAGGAUAUCAGGGAGCAUCGAAAGCUGACGAACAACGAGCACUUCAAAACGUCCAUACGGCAACUCUCGAGGAACGAGUACUACUUCCCGACCUACCAGCUCUACGAAUUCACGUGCACGGUGUCGGGAUUCAUCGAGGACUUUGAAACUUCCACCCUGGACACCGCCAUGUCGAACAGAAUCUACGAGAACCGCACCCUUUGCGCCUUCAACCCAAUUGUAACUCAGAAGGACGACUUGGACCAACUGCUGAACUACCAUUCGUACAAAUCGAAGCUGAAGGAGCUCGAGGUGACCGACGAGGAUCGCGACACGAAACGAAGGAGAUUCUUGUCGGAGGAGAUAUCGUGGACCAAGAAGACGUUCCAGAAGAUAACCUGCGGGAAUCCCGACCUGGAAACGGAGAGGAUAUUUCUGAAUCUACCGCUGUACAAUUAUUCCUUGAGCUCGGAACCGUACAGGAUAUUGAACAGCGAGGAGUGCAGCAAAAGGUGCAUCGUGACUGCGCCACGGAAGGAAAUGUGCUCGAACAAGGACAUGGUCGUCGAAUUCAACAUCAGCGCUACCUUCUGGAUGUACUUCGCCAUUAGGGUAUUUAUCAGUGUCAUCGGCGGUACCACGUUCGCCAUGUUUGAAGGCGCGGUAAUCGCGAUACUGCGCGAACAAAAGGCCGACUAUGGCCUUCAGAGGAUUUAUGGCAGCAUCGGAGGUAUGAUAUCGUCGCCUCUUUCCGGGCUUCUCAUCGAUUACGCGAGCACUGGCAAGAGUUACACGGAUUUUAGGCCUGCAUUUUAUCUGUACGCGGCCCUGAAGCUCAUGUCGGGGAUACUGAUGUUAGCUAUCAAUUUGGAAUUCAAAUCACCGGCCAGCAACAUUGUUCGCGACGUUUUCACCGUUUUGAGGAACAUCGAGGCGGUUGCUCUAUUUAUCGCCUGCUUCAUUCUCGGAACCGCCUGGGGCUACAUCGAAUCGUUCCUGUUUUGGUUGAUACAAGAUUUAGGAGGAUCAAGAUCACUCAUGGGUAUCACCAUAACCGUAGGCGGUAUAGCCGGUAUACCAUUACUGGUCCUAUCUGGUCCAAUCAUAUCAAAGAUCGGCCAUGCCAAUGUACUUUUCAUAGGCUUCAUUUUUUACGCCAUAAGACUUUGUGGUUACUCGUUGAUAUACAACCCGUGGCACACUCUCAUCUUCGAGGCGCUAGAAUCCGUCACUUUGUCGCUUAGUUUUACCGCCGCUGUUACUUACGCAGCGAAAUUGUCCACCACCACCACGGACAGCUCGAUACAGGGACUACUAGGCGGAGUUUAUUAUGGAGUCGGCAAGGGCUCCGGAAGUUUGAUCGGCGGUUAUUUGAUGAAGGCGUUCGGUACCCGACCGACCUAUCGCAUAUUCGCGGUGAUAACCCUAAUCACCGGUAUGAUGUACUACAUCUUCAACGUGGCGUACCUGAAGAAGCGGCCCCAGGUCGAGGGGAACGACAUCGUGAAGAAGAAGCCGAAGAAAAUGGAGAAUCAGAACGGCGUGGAAAGCGGAAUAAUCGAGAUAGGGCUGGAAGAGAAACGCGACAACGAGGGGAAAGAGAAAGAAAAAGGAUCAAGCAAUCUGACCGGGAUCGACAACGAGGCUUUCUCGAAGGAGCAAGAAAACGUGAAGUUGUCGAAGGAAGAAGAGAAUCGAAACAAUAUGGAGAUUAUCAACAACGCGAAGAACCUCGACAAGAUCGAGAAGGCGGAGGACAACGGCAGGAAGAAAUUCGGCGCGAAGAGGCUAAAAAAAGUGCAAAUCGACGAACACGAUCGAGCGAAAGAGUGCUCGAAACAGAACGGUACGACGAAUCCGAGCUUCGAGAACGACGAUCAAGAUCGGUGUAACGUCACCGUCGAGAGUCAGCCCAACGACAAGAAAUGAAAAAAAGUUCCUUUUAGAGAGAUCUCGACGCCCUUUCCCCUCAUUAUGAUCUUUAUUCUCGAUAAAACGAAUCGAUUCAGCGGAAUUUAACGAAUCGGUAACGACGGCGAAACAGUAACAGAUUUCUCGUCGAGUCUCGUGCUUGUACAAACUCUGUAUACUCAUACGUAGUUGAAGAUGCUUGGGUAAAGACGGUACUGUUCGUUAUUGUUAGAACGAUGCAAACGGAGCAUCGCUGUUAGAAAAUUAGCCACGAUCAAGAAUUUUCGAACGAUCUUGAGUCUAUUUCAGUUUCGAAAAGAUUAGAAAUCGUUCUAACAACGACGAGCUUACUAUGUACGAUAAUAAUACACGACGAUGCUCUAAAAUUUUAUUUAUCCGCUAUUCGAAGAUACUUUAACUAACAUCGUGCAUGUACUUCACAAUGUCAAAUAUCGAGUUACGUUUAUUACAUAUGUUUCUGUUUUCUUUUUUUAAUAUCGAGACAACGUAGAGACAUAACGAUUCCAAAUGUAAAUGUAAUGUUUCAUUUUUAAUUCUUAGGGUAACAUUAAAUCUCUAUUUUGUACACUUUUUUUUCAUAGAGUAAUAUAAAAUAAAGAUACUAUAGUUUGUACGUUUAAAGAUUAACGUACGUUACAGAUUAAAUAGAAUUUCAAUUAAUUCUAAUAGACAUAAGUGUUAAUAUAAAUAUGUUGAAACCCAUGAAACGAGUAUAUUUGUUAUUGUUGUAAGAACGUUAUAUAUAUAUAUAUUUUUGUCCGUAAAAUAGGGUAACGCGAACGUUGAAAUAUGGACGUAUUAAUUGACGCGAGCGUCAGAAAUCUGUAACGGUACCGAUAUUUUAUAGUUUAUAUUAACACUUGGAGCCCCGUCGAUGAUACUCUUACCACGCAUUGAAAUCACCCGAGCGGCGUUUAUAUUAAUAGUAACAUCGCGAUCUUAUUACAAAACUGCUGUCGAUCUUUUCAGUACAAUGAAUUCCGAUUCCCUUUAAAUAUCGUAUAACUUUGAACAUUACUAAACGCAUCGUAAAAUCAAGUUGAUCUUGAAGUUACCUCCCAAGAACGUUAGAAAGAAAUAUAAUUUUUCGUCCCGUCAGUUUUUGAAGAAUGCUCUCUCGACCAUUAUGUCAUAGAAUCAGUAGCUUAGCCGUUGCAUUAAAAGACCUCGAUGUUGUUAAACGAUAGAAAGCUAACGACAGUACUGCGAAGAAACAAUGUGAUAUAAUUAUGCAGGAAGUAGCGCGUAAUGGCGAAUCUCGCACAAUGUACAACCAUAAAGAGGAUAAAUUGUAUACCCGUAACUACUAUGCACAUUUUUUACCACGCGAGGAUCUCGUGGACUCGUUGAAGAUCUAACAAUAAGAGACAAAAUCCCUGCGUAGUAUUUACGGAUUAAUAAUCUUCCAUUCGUGGCAUAGUUUCGACGGAAAAAUAAAAGGAACUA
Molecule: messenger RNA, 4422 nt
Organism: Colletes gigas
Lineage: Eukaryota; Metazoa; Arthropoda; Insecta; Hymenoptera; Colletidae
Exons: 12
Coding region: 448-2973 (841 amino acids)
Cellular component (GO): membrane
Source: RefSeq, a predicted model, not a curated record